Molecule: messenger RNA, 1517 nt
Organism: Wyeomyia smithii (pitcher-plant mosquito)
Lineage: Eukaryota; Metazoa; Arthropoda; Insecta; Diptera; Culicidae
Gene: Alg7
Product: UDP-N-acetylglucosamine--dolichyl-phosphate N-acetylglucosaminephosphotransferase
Exons: 4
Coding region: 160-1422 (420 amino acids)
Biological process (GO): dolichol-linked oligosaccharide biosynthetic process; protein N-linked glycosylation
Cellular component (GO): membrane
Molecular function (GO): UDP-N-acetylglucosamine-dolichyl-phosphate N-acetylglucosaminephosphotransferase activity
Source: RefSeq, a predicted model, not a curated record
GAACCGGCGAUGUGUCGAUUGUGAUGCUGGUAGUUAGAGUUACACUGUUGAAUUGAAUUCAAUCCUUAUCACGAUAUAAACAUUAGCGAAAUAAGAAAACUUAGACUUUAGUUAUAUUUUUUUAAGAGUUAUAGUUUAAAGUAGCAAAAAGUGAUCGCAAUGUCUUUCUUCAAAUCGUUCGAAUUUCGUGCCUUUGGCAGUAGCUUCAGCAUACCGCUGCCACUAAUAGUAAAUGUGAUGAUAUCCUUCGGGGCCUUCUACGUGGGUCAACAUUUAAUUCCACGGAUGAAGACAAUGUUCAUCAACGCGAAUCUCUCUGGAGUUGACAUGAACAAGCGACAGAAAACAAGAAUACCAGAAGCCAUCGGUGUUGUAACGGGAUGCAUAUUCCUAGUUUCGUUGUUCCUCUUCAUUCCGGUACCUUUUAUGAGCAAUUUAUCAAACGGUGAUACUAAAGAGUUUCCACAUCACAAGUUUGUCGAGUUCAUCGCAGCAAUGUUGUCGAUUUGCUGCAUGAUAUUGCUAGGAUUCGCCGAUGAUGUCCUGAAUUUACGGUGGCGCGAUAAACUCUAUCUUCCCACGAUUGCAUCGCUACCGUUGCUGAUGGUUUAUUACACGAACUUCAAUUCGACAACAAUUAUCCUGCCAAAGUAUGUUUCUUUGGUGCUCGGGAACUCAGUUGAUAUCGGUGUUCUAUACUAUAUCUACAUGGGCAUGCUGGCCGUGUUCUGUACCAAUGCAAUAAACAUUCUAGCCGGAAUUAACGGGCUAGAGGUGUGUCAAUCGUUGGUGAUUGCCAUCUCGAUCGUCGUUUUCAAUCUGAUUGAAAUAUUCGCUGGAAACUGCAAAGAAGCGUACGAGUUUUCGCUUUACAUAAUGCUACCGUACAUAGGCGCAACAUUUGCCUUGUGGAAAUAUAACCGAUAUCCUUCGCAGGUUUUCGUAGGAGACACCUUCAACUAUCUAUCAGGAAUGACUUUUGCCGUGGUUGGCAUUCUGGGACAUUUCAGCAAAACCGUUCUACUGUUCUUCAUCCCGCAGGUGAUCAAUUUCGUCUAUUCCGUGCCGCAACUUUUCCGCUUCAUUCCCUGUCCGCGACAUCGACUUCCCAAGCAUGAUCCGGAGACGGAUUUGCUAAACUUCAGCAAGACUCAGUUCCGAACGAAGGAUCUCAAUAUCGUAGGAAAAUUGUGCUAUAACGUAUUUAAGCUGUUGCGAAUAAUCCAAUGCGAGGAGAGUAAAGACGGUACUGUUACCUGUAAUAAUUUUACGAUUAUAAAUUUUGCCAUUCUGAUAACCGGGCCUAUUCGAGAGGAAAAGUUGAAUAACUUGCUAACCGUGUUUCAGAUUAUCUGUACGUUGUUCGCCUUUACCAUACGAUAUCCGCUGGCGCAUUACUUUUACGAUACGAUUAAUCAAUAGUCUUGUUAUAGUUUUCUUUAAAACUAGGUUUGUAAAAGUAAUUUAUGACUUUUUUAAAUACCAAAGGGAUGCCACUAGAUAUUUAAAAAAAUGAU